AUGCCCUUCUUCGUCAAGGUCAGCGACAACCACUGUCGCAAGUUCUUAUCUCGCCCAAACACAUACAGUCUGUGUUUUCCAAGUGGACAUGACUUCUUCUUCUCGCUCCCAUUUGACAUGGAUUCUCUCUCCCUCAUGCGACCCAAAGAACUCUUCGCUCUCCAUAGGUUCCUAUCCUACGCCUCAAAGGACAUGACGCCAGCUGAGACCUUGAACACGCUGAACGUACAACUACUCAUUUCGCGAAGGCUUGCGGAUUCCGAAGCUCUGAGACCAGUGGAGCGCCGCGCCUGGACUGCUGGACACGGCUAUCCCAUCUUCGAUCACAACGACAUCCUUGUUGGUUUCUCGUGGGAUUGGACACACAUUGAGUUUGAAGGAGGGAAAGAGCUGGUAUCGAUGUAUAUGGAAUCAAUCUCUGAGCAGAACAAACAACAGGCUAUGAAGCGUACUGCCGAAGAAGAUGCAAUCACUGUUCUCCGCUGGGAGAAGAACGGACACCAGGCUUUCGUGUGGAAGCGCCAUGGCAAAACCAUCUGCUUCUACAUAUACGGAGCUUACUUUAGGAACUUUUCUGAUUGGGAGCAGGUCGAGGCCAAACUUACGGAACAGGAGCUGGACGAGCUUGACCGUGGUCUUGUAACGCUUCGCAGCCGGCCAGACGGAGGCUACAGCCUUCUCUCCGUGGAAUCCAAGGAAGAACAAGGCAGGAGAAGGAGCUCAGAAAGACGCCAUAGCUCGGACAUAGUGGUGCCUGUCAAGAUGUUCAAGCAACCACUCCCUCCACCUCUAUAUCCCCGUGAUGAAGAAUAUCACCAUACCAGCACUCCACUCAAGGACGUUCUAGCCCAAAACUCACUUCAGCCAAAAUAUCCACCCUCCUCGAUAUCGCAUCAGCCUAAAACAUGCAAACACUCAAAGAACGAUAACACAAACCAUGCUACCUCUGAAACUGACACUACCAACCUCAUAAACAUGUACGGCGCCAUCUUCGAAUGCGAAAACGACUGGCUCUCAUUCGCAAGCACGCUACCAAAUACCAUUCUCCACUUCCUCGAGCACGGCAUCCUCAAACUACAAGGGUGUACGCAUAACGGCAUAGCCGUCGUCUGGAUUCCGCAUCCCGACGCUCGUGUUGAAGAAACCGGCGACGAAGAGUCAACUGGCCAUGAUUCAUAUCGAGACGAUCACAAGCAGCAGACGCACACGCAAUCCCACAAUACCCUCGAACAGCUUUACCAAGUCAACCUCCUCACCCACACUACGCUCAACCACAUCCGCAACCGCUGCAUCCGACAGCGAACUCAAGGCCUCGACUCGAUGCUACUGAGAGUCUACAGAGACAUGCGAGAUAAUGGUGCAUCAGUGAAUGAAGCUACGAAACAAAUUCUUCAACUCAAGGAAAUGGAGCUACAGCGCCGUCAUCGAGGAGGGAAGAAGGAAGGACGACCGAGUGUUGAGAACAUAGCAUCUUGUUUCUUCGAGAGCUUUGAAGAAGCUACGCGGAACGAGCAGAAACAUGAGCAAGAGAGCUCUACUGCAACGAGGGAGAAAAUGACUGCCUCUGGUGGCAAGGGUGAUAGCAACGGAGGGUUUGUCAACCGUGGUGACCUCAACAACAGUUAUGACCACUAUAAGAAAUACGAAGAACCCAUUCCAAUCCCCAAACCCAACUACACUUACCCACGAACGCCUCUCGCCACAGCCACCACCCAUACAAACCUAUACAACCCACCCAACCACCCAACCCGAACCCACAACCCUACAAUCCAUCAUAUCACACCCCCUAUCUCUCCUCCCCUUUAUCAAUUCCCUUACAAGUUUUCUCCUCAUCCUCACACCCAGUCCACCCCAACGCCAACUCACCCACCCACCUCCGCGGUUCCCACCCAGAAAAAGCGACCAUCUAGCACAGAAAAGCCAGAUAAGAAACCACGGUACCAGGCCUAUGCUGAAGAAAGUGCGGAUGGGGAUGAUGAGGUAACAGCGGUAAAGGGGUCUUGGCGUGAUGUUUAG
Messenger RNA from Pyrenophora tritici-repentis Pt-1C-BFP, 2016 nucleotides. The record is from RefSeq and is a predicted model, not a curated record. Lineage: Eukaryota; Fungi; Ascomycota; Dothideomycetes; Pleosporales; Pleosporaceae.